This is a messenger RNA of Hydra vulgaris (swiftwater hydra), 630 nucleotides long. RefSeq lists its product as uncharacterized. The record is from RefSeq and is a predicted model, not a curated record. Lineage: Eukaryota; Metazoa; Cnidaria; Hydrozoa; Anthoathecata; Hydridae.
AUGACAUGUACAAGACCAGAUUUAAGCUAUGUUAUUACCAAAUUAUCUCAGCAUCUAUCAAAACCAAAUAGUGGUGAUUGGAUUAUGAUUAAACAUGUUAUUCGGUAUAUUAAACAUACUCUAAACUAUUGUUUAGCUUUUCGAAAGACUGAUGAAUUAAAGCUUUAUGCUUUCUGUGAUGCAGAUUGGGCUUCAUCUUUAGAAAAUCGACAUAGUAUAUCAGGUUACUGUUUUUCUCUGUGUACAGAUGGACCAGUCGUUAGUUGGAAAUCAAAGAAACAAUCGAGUGUUGCACUGUCCACCUGUGAAGCAGAAUAUAUGUCGAUAUCUGCAGCUUGCCAAGAAACUAGUUAUUUAGCAAAACUAUUACGAGAAUUAUUAGAAGUAAAAAUCGAACCAGUAACCCUUAGAAACGAUAACCAAGGAGCCAUUGCAUUAGCGAAAAAUCCUAUAAAACAUAUGAAAUCUAAACAUAUAGACAUACGUUAUCAUUUUAUACGAGAAUAUCAUCAACAAGGUCGUAUACUAUUAGAGUAUAUACAAUCAAAUAAAAAUUAUGCUGAUAUUUUUACUAAACCAGCAAAGAAAGAUUCAUUACAAAAGUUUAAAGAUUUUUUAUUUGGACUUUAA